Molecule: messenger RNA, 8101 nt
Organism: Miniopterus natalensis
Lineage: Eukaryota; Metazoa; Chordata; Mammalia; Chiroptera; Miniopteridae
Gene: PTPN13
Product: protein tyrosine phosphatase non-receptor type 13
Biological process (GO): peptidyl-tyrosine dephosphorylation
Cellular component (GO): cytoskeleton; cytoplasm; nucleus
Molecular function (GO): phosphatidylinositol 3-kinase regulatory subunit binding; protein tyrosine phosphatase activity
Source: RefSeq, a predicted model, not a curated record
UGGACCCGGUCUGCAGCCGAGCCGGUAAUAUGCACGUGUCACUAGCUGAGGCCCUGGAGGUUCGUGGUGGACCCCUGCAGGAGGAAGAAAUAUGGGCUGUAUUAAAUCAAAGUGCUGAAAGUCUCCAAGAAUUAUUCAGGAAAGUAAGCAUAGCUGAUCCUGCUGCCCUUGGCUUUAUCAUUUCUCCAUGGUCCCUGCUGUUGCUGCCAUCUGGUAGUGUGUCAUUUACAGAUGAAAAUAUUUCCAAUCAGGACCUUCGAGCAUUCACUGCACCAGAGGUUCUUCAAAAUCAAUCACUAACUUCUCUCUCAGAUGUUGAAAAGAUCCAUAUUUAUUCUCUUGGAAUGACAUUGUAUUGGGGGGCUGAUCAUGAAGUACCUCAGAGCCAACCUAUCAAGCUUGGAGAUCAUCUCAACAGCAUACUGCUUGGCAUGUGUGAGGAUGUUAUCUAUGCUCGUGUUUCUGUUCGGACUGUGCUGGAUGCCUGCAGUGCCCACAUUAGAAAUAGCAAUUGUGCACCUUCGUUUUCCUACGUGAAACAGUUGGUAAAACUGGUUCUGGGAAAUAUUUCUGGGACGGAUCAGCUUUGCUGUAACAGUGAACAAAAGCCUGAUCGAAGCCAGGCUAUUCGAGACCGAUUGAGAGGAAAAGGAUUACCAACAGGAAGAAGCUCUACUUCUGAUGCACUAGACAUACACAAGUCUCCAUUCUCUCAUCAGACCUUUCUAAACAAAGGGCUUAGUAAAUCUAUGGGAUUUCUGUCCAUCAGAGACACACAAGAUGAGGAAGAUUAUUUCAAGGACAUUUUAUCAGAUAAUAAUUCUGGACACGAAGAGUCUGAAAAUACCUGCUCUCCUUACCAGUUCAAAACUAGUAGCCCAGAAAAAAAAGCUAUCCCUGGCAUUGAUGUGCUUCCCAAGAAGAAGAUUUGGGCUUCCUCCAUGGACUUGCUCUGCACAGCCGACAGGGACUGCUGUCCGGGGGAGGCCGGCGGGCCCCCUCGCUGUCCCCCGGGGGCAGUAACGGCGCGGACCGCCACGGCGCCCAGGAGAAAGGAGGCCAGGUACUCGGAUGGAAGCGUGGCCUUGGAUAUCUUUGGCCCUCAGAAGAUGGAGCCUGUGUUUCACACGCGAGAGUCGCCCACCUCCUCAGCAAUAUCAAGCGCUUUGGACCGAAUCCGAGAGAGGCAAAAGAAGCUUCAGGUUCUGAGAGAAGCCAUGAAUGUAGAAGAACCAAUUCGAAGAUACAAAACUUACCACAGUGAUAUCUUCAGUACCUCCAGUGAAAGUCCAUCCAUUAUUUCCUCUGACUCAGACUUCAGACAAGUGAGAAAAAGUGAAGCUUCAAAGAGGUUUGAAUCUAACAGUGGUCUCCCAGGAUUAGAUGAAACUCCAAGUCAAGGCCAUUCACACAGACCAAGCAGACAAUAUGAAACACCCCUUGAAGGCAACUUAAUUAAUCAAGAGAUUAUGCUAAAACGGCAAGAAGAAGAAAUGAUGCAGCUCCAAGCCAGAAUGGCCCUUAGACAGUCUCGGUUGAGCCUGUAUCCAGGAGACACAAUAAAAGCUUCCAUGCUUGACAUCACUAGGGAUCCUUUAAGAGAAAUGGCCCUCGAAACAGCCAUGACCCAAAGAAAACUGAGGAAUUUCUUUGGCCCUGAGUUUGUGAAAAUGACGAUAGAACCUUUUAUAUCUUUGGAUUUGCCACGGUCUAUCCUUACAAAGAAAGGGAAGAAUGAGGAUAACCGAAGAAAAGUAAACGUGAUGCUCCUGAGUGGGCAGAGACUGGAACUGACUUGUGAUACCAAAACCAUAUGUAAAGAUGUGUUUGAUAUGGUUGUGGCCCAUAUUGGCUUAGUGGAGCAUCAUUUGUUUGCUUUAGCUACCCUCAAAGAUAAUGAAUAUUUCUUUGUUGAUACUGAUUUAAAAUUAACCAAAGUGGCCCCAGAAGGAUGGAAAGAAGAACCAAAGAAAAAGAACAAAGCCACUGUUAAUUUUACUUUGUUUUUUCGAAUUAAAUUUUUCAUGGAUGAUGUUAGUCUAAUACAACAUACUCUGACUUGUCAUCAGUAUUAUCUUCAGCUGCGAAAAGAUAUUUUGGAGGAGAGGAUGCACUGUGAUGAUGAGACCUCUUUGUUGUUGGCGUCCUUGGCUCUCCAGGCUGAGUAUGGAGAUUAUCAAGCAGAGGUUCAUGGCAUGUCUUAUUUUAGACUGGAGCACUAUUUGCCUCCCAGAGUGAUGGAGAAACUUGAUUUAUCCUAUAUUAAAGAAGAGUUGCCCAAAUUGCAUAAUACCUACGCAGGAGCUUCUGAAAAAGAGACAGAGUUAGAAUUUUUAAAGGUCUGCCAAAGACUGACUGAAUAUGGAGUUCAUUUUCACCGGGUGCACCCUGAGAAAAAGUCACAAACUGGAAUAUUACUAGGAGUCUGUUCUAAAGGUGUCCUUGUGUUUGAGGUUCACAAUGGAAUUCGCACGUUGGUUCUUCGUUUUCCGUGGAGGGAAACCAAAAAGAUUUCUUUUUCGAAGAAGAAAAUCACAUUGCAGAAUACAUCAGAUGGAAUAAAACAUGCCUUCCAGACAGAUAACAGUAAGGUAUGCCAGUACCUACUGCACCUCUGCUCUUCCCAGCAUAAGUUCCAGCUGCAGAUGAGAGCAAGACAGAGCAACCAAGACGCCCAGGAUAUUGAGAGAGCUUCGUUUAGGAGCCUGAAUCUCCAAGCGGAAUCCGUUAGAGGAUUUACUAUGGGACGAGCAGUCAGCACUGGCAGUCUGGCCAGCAGCACCCUGAACAAACUUGCCGUUCGACCUCUGUCAGUUCAAGCUGAGAUUCUGAAGAGGCUGUCCUGCUCGGAGCUGUCGCUUUACCAGCCAUUGCAAAAAAGUGCAAAGGAGAGGAGUGGCAAAGCUCCAUGCGAGGAAAAGCCUAGAGAGAUGAGUAAAUCGUACCACGAUCUCAGUCAGGCUUCUCUCUAUCCUCACCGGAAAAGUGUCAUUGUUAACAUGGAAUCCCCAUCGCAAACGAUUGCGGAGUUGGUAGGAAAACCAUUUCACCAGAUGGCAAGAUCUGAUACAGAAUCUCUGACAGGAGUCACAAAACUUAAUAAUUCAAAGUCUGUUGCAAGUUUAAAUAGAAGUCCUGAAAGAAGGAAACAUGAAUCAGACUCCUCAUCUUUUGAAGACCCUGGUCAAGCAUAUGUUAUAGGAAUGACUUUGCAUAGUUCUGGAAAUUCUUCAUCCCAAGUACCCUUAAAAGAAAAUGAUGUACUACACAAAAGAUGGAGCAUAGUGUCUUCACCAGAAAGGGAGAUCACCUUGGUGAACCUGAAAAAAGACGCAAAGUAUGGCUUAGGAUUUCAAAUUAUUGGUGGGGAGAAGAUGGGAAGACUGGACCUGGGUGUAUUUAUUAGUUCAAUUACUCCUGGAGGACCAGCUGACUUGGAUGGAUGCUUAAAGCCAGGAGACCGUUUGAUAUCUGUAAACAGUGUGAGCUUAGAAGGGGUCAGCCACCAUGCUGCAAUUGAAAUUUUGCAAAAUGCACCAGAAGAUGUGACACUUGUUAUCUCUCAGCCAAAAGAAAAGAUAUCCAAAGUGCCUUCUACUCCUGUGCACGUUGCCAAUGGCAUGAAAAAUUACAUGAAGAAACCUUCCUACAUGCAAGGCAGUGCUAUAGAUUCCUCUGAGGAUCACCGCUGGCCACGUGGUACCCUGAGGCAUAUCUCAGAGAGCUCGUUUGGGCUGCCUGGGGGGCUGCGGGAAGGAAGCCUGAGUUCUCAAGAUUCCAGGACUGAGAGUGCCAGUUUGUCCCAGAGCCAGGUCAACGGUUUCUUUGCCAGCCAUGUAGGUGACCGAACCUGGCAGGAAUCACAGCAUGGCAGCCCUUCCCCAUCUGUGAUAUCCAAAGCCACUGAGAAGAAGAGGACUUCUACUGACAGUAACCAAAGCAAAGCUAAAAAACCAGGCAUUUCUGAUACAACAGAUUACUCCGACCGUGGAGACUCGGACAUGGAUGAAGCCACUUACUCCAGCAGUCAGGAUCAUCAGACGCCAAAAAAGGAAUCUUCCUCCUCAGUGAAUACAUCCAACAAAAUGAAUUUUAAAACUUUUCCUUCAUCACUUCCUAAACCUGGAGAUAUCUUUGAGGUUGAACUGGCUAAAAAUGAUAACAGCUUGGGGAUAAGUGUCACGGUACUGUUUGACAAGGGAGGUGUGAAUACCAGUGUCAGGCAUGGCGGCAUUUACGUGAAAGCUGUUCUUCCCAAGGGAGCAGCCGAGCUGGAUGGUAGAAUUCACAAAGGUGAUCGUGUCCUAGCUGUCAAUGGAGUUAGUCUGGAAGGAGCUACCCAUAAGCAAGCUGUGGAAACACUGAGAAAUACAGGACAGUUGGUUCACCUGUUGUUAGAAAAGGGACAGUCUCCAGCAUCCAAAGAACAUGCUCCGGUAACCCCGCAGUGCACCCUUCCAGAUGCGGAUGGCCAAGGUCAGGUUCCAGAAAAAGUGGUGAAGAAAAAGGUUCCCGUCAAAGACUACAGCUUUGUCACUGAAGAGAAUACAUUUGAGGUAAAAUUGUUUAAAAAUAGCUCAGGCCUAGGAUUUAGUUUUUCUCGAGAAGAUAAUCUUAUACCUGAGCAAAUGAAUACCAGCAUAGUAAGGGUUAAGAAGCUUUUUCCUGGACAGCCAGCAGCAGAAAGUGGAAAAAUUGAUGUGGGAGAUGUGAUCUUGAAAGUGAAUGGAGCCUCUUUGAAAGGACUGUCUCAGCAGGAAGUUAUAUCCGCCCUCAGAGGAACAUCUCCAGAGGUGUCCUUGCUUCUCUGUAGACCUCCACCUGGUGUACUACCGGACAUUGACCCUGCUCUUUUGACCCCACUGCAUUCUCCAGCACAGGUACUUCCAAACAGCAGCAAAGACCUUUCUCAGCCAGCAUGUGCAGGGCAAGGCACCAGCUCAGACGGAAACGAGCUGCCUGACAGAAGCAAGAACGAAUGCCCAUCCUCACCCAGGAGGGACAGUUACAGUGACAGCAGUGGGAGUGGAGAAGACUCAGCGAAAGCUCCUGCAGAAAGUCCCGAUAUGAGCUGGAGUUCAGCUUUGCAUCAGACUCUAAGCAACGUGCUGCCACAGGCACAAAAUCAACACGAGGCGACCAAGAGUCAAGAAGAUGCCAUAUGUACCAUGUUUUACUAUCCUCAGAAAAUGCCCAAUAAACCAGGGUUCGAGCACAGUAAUCCUCCUUCCCCUCUACCACUGGAUGUGACUCCUGGGCCACCCCAAACAGACUCUGUUUCCACUAAUUUAAUAGAUAAAUACCAUAUACGUCACACUUCUGAACCAACUAGACAAGAAAGCUUGACAUCUUUGAAAAAUGAUUUGGAAAACCACCUUGAAGACUUAGAACUGGAAGUAGAGCUCGUCAUUACCCUAAUUAAAUCGGAAAAAGGAAGCCUGGGUUUUACAGUAACCAAAGGUAAUCAGAGUAUUGGUUGUUAUGUUCAUGAUGUCAUUCAGGAUCCAGCCAAAAGUGAUGGAAGGCUAAAACCCGGGGACCGGCUCAUAAAGGUUAAUGAUACAGAUGUUACAAACAUGACUCACACAGAUGCAGUGAAUCUGCUCCGAGCUGCACCCAAGACAGUCAGAUUAGUUCUUGGAAGAGUUCUAGAAUUACCCAGGAUGCCAGUGCCACCUCACUUGCUACCUGACAUUACAUUAAUGUGCAACAAGGAGGAGUUGGGUUUUUCCUUAUCUGGAGGUCACAGCAGCCUUCAUCAAGUGGUAUAUAUUAGUGAUAUCAAUCCGAGGUCAAUCGCAGCAAUUGAGGGUAAUCUUCAGCUAUUAGACAUCAUCCACUAUGUGAAUGGAGUCAGCACACAAGGCAUGACCUUGGAAGAAGCUGAGAGAACAUUAGACAUGUCGCUUCCUUCACUGGUGUUAAAAGCAACAAGAGAUGGUCAGCCAGUGAUCCCAAGUUCCAAGAAGUCUGCCAUUUCAACUCCAAAGUCAACCAAAGCCAAUGGUCACCACAGUGUGGAGCCUUGUGGCAAGCCUGCCCUCACUCCUAAUGAUUCGUUCUCUAAGGUUAAUGGGGAAGAAAUAAUUGAAGUUUUGUACCCUGAAGGAAAAUGUUCUACUGAUCAGAUGAAGGGAUCAGCAAAUUUGAUUCUGUCCAAAGAGUCUGAUGCGCAGGAGGAUGAUAUCUACGACGACCCUCAGGAAGCCGAGGUGAUCCAGUCCCUGCUGGAUGUUGUGGACGAGGAAGCCCAGAACCUCCUAACCCAAACCAGCGCGGCGGGCAACGCCUGUGCCCCAGGCGCACUGCGAGCCAAUGGGAAGCUAUCUGAAGAGAGAGCAGAAGACACAGACUGUGGUGGAUCGCCUUUACCUGAGGAUUUUACGGAGUCUACCAAAAUGAAUGGCUGUGAAGAAUAUUGUGAAGAAAAAGAAAAAAGUGAAAAAUUAAUUCAAAAGUCACAAGAAAGGAGAACUGAUGAUGAUGAAAUAACAUGGGGGAGUGAUGAACUGCCAAUAGAGACAACAAACCACGAAGAUUCCAAUAAAGAUUAUGCCUUUCUGACAAAUGAGGAGCUCACUGCACUUCCCAUCGUCAAUGUGCUUCCCUCUGGUAAAUACACUGGUACCAAGUUGAAAUCAGUCAUUCGAAUGUUGCGGGGUUUGCUAGAUCAAGGAAUUCCUUCCAAGGAGCUGGAGAAUCUUCAAGAAUUAAAACCUUUGGAUCAGUGUCUAAUUGGACAAACGAAGGAAAACAGAAGGAAGAACCGAUAUAAAAAUAUACUUCCCUAUGAUGCUACAAGGGUGCCUCUCGGAGAUGAAGGCGGAUAUAUCAACGCCAGCUUCAUUAGGAUACCAGUAGGGAAAGAAGAGUUCGUUUACAUCGCCUGCCAGGGGCCUCUCCCUACAACUGUUGGCGACUUCUGGCAGAUGAUUUGGGAACAGAAUUCCACAGUGAUAGCCAUGAUGACCCAAGAAGUAGAGGGGGGAAAAGUCAAAUGCCAGCGCUACUGGCCUAACAUCCUCGGGAGAACGACCAUGGUCAACAACAGGCUUCGGCUGGCGCUGGUGAAAAUGCAGCCGCUGAAGGGCUUUGUAGUGAGAGCACUGACCCUGGAAGAUAUUCAGACACGAGAGGUGCGACACAUUUCACAUCUGAAUUUCACCGCCUGGCCGGACCAUGAUACCCCUUCGCAGCCAGACGACUUGCUCACCUUCAUCUCUUACAUGAGACACGUUCACAGGUCAGGGCCAAUCAUCACCCACUGCAGCGCUGGCAUCGGGCGUUCGGGGACCCUGAUAUGCAUAGAUGUGGUUCUAGGACUAAUCGGUCAAGAUCUUGAGUUUGACAUCUCUGAUUUAGUACGCUGCAUGAGACUACAGAGGCAUGGGAUGGUUCAGACAGAGGAUCAAUAUAUUUUCUGCUACCAAGUCAUCCUUUAUGUGCUGACACGUCUUCAAGCUGAAGAAGAACAGAAAGAGCAGCCGCAGCCUCUGAAAUGACCUGGGAAGAUCAGCCUCUUGGACCCUUUCUGGCCCUCGCCUUAGCUUCCAGCAGACUCUGAUUCGUCACCAACGGAGACGGCGCAGCAGGUCCGCACAGUAUCAUGUUCAUUCUCCUCUACCUUGGAGGGGCGUCAUCCCUGACAGUGCGAUGUCGAAAUGCUGUAUUUUUACAGCUACUUUAACACAAUAAUUAUUUUUUAAAAUGUUAACACUAAGUGAAUAAUGCAGCUCUUAGGGUCAGUUAAGGCAGCAUUUGAUUAUAGUGGACAUUCUUACAGGGACACACUGAGUCUAUUUUUAAUGUACCAAUCUUGUUUAUAGAAAAAUUCUUUUCCAGUAUUUUAAUAAAGUAGUUAUUUUAUAGGGGGUACUUAAAACCAGUAUUUAAGCUUUAAAUGGCAGUAGUGUUGGCAUAGAAAAAAAGUAGCAAAUGUUUACUGUAUCAAUUUCUAAUGUUUACUAUAUAGAAUUUACUGUAAUAUAUUUAUAUACUUUUUCAUGAAAAUUGGAGUGCUCAGAUUAUUUGUAACUGUAUCACCUCUUUGUUAUGUAUCAUCUCACUUUGUAAAUAAAAAUACACCUUAAAACAUGAACAA